Sitophilus oryzae (rice weevil) is the source of this 4322-nucleotide messenger RNA. RefSeq names its product discoidin domain-containing receptor tyrosine kinase B-like. Gene Ontology annotation, molecular function: collagen binding; protein tyrosine kinase collagen receptor activity; ATP binding. The record is from RefSeq and is a predicted model, not a curated record. Lineage: Eukaryota; Metazoa; Arthropoda; Insecta; Coleoptera; Curculionidae. Bases 292 to 3042 code for a protein of 916 amino acids. Gene Ontology annotation, biological process: positive regulation of kinase activity; multicellular organism development; cell surface receptor protein tyrosine kinase signaling pathway. The transcript has 16 exons. Gene Ontology annotation, cellular component: signaling receptor complex.
GCCAGGUGGGGAGUAUGUCGUUUCUGCUGCGGCAGCAUCGUUCGACGUGAGCCGCGCGCGGUACGAUAUCGGCAGGAAUCGCGCUAAAUGACUUGGAUUUUGUUGUGGUGAAAACUUUGAGGGUGAUUUGUUGUAAAAGUAGAUUGGCUGUUUGGAUUUGCAUUGUUUUGAUGGUCGUCGAAUCGAAAUAUCAGAUGAGCCCGACCUUCCCACCCUGCUGCUUAGCUCCACAAUGUUUAUGAGAGGGGGAGCCUGAAUAGAGAGACGGGGGAAGCUCUUGCAUGAGAGAGCAUGGAGCUGAGGUUGAGCCUGUGGUGGAUGCUGUCAAUGACAGCCCUUUGCGGCGCAGUGGAUCCUUCUCAAUGUAUCGCACCACUAGGCAUGGAAAAUGGAUUGAUUAAGGAUUCCGAAAUAACUGCUUCCUCAUCGUUUGACAGUGGCAAUGUUGGACCCCAGCACGGACGUGUGAGGACGGACAAAAAUGGCGGUGCUUGGUGUCCUCAGCGUCAAGCUACCGCCGAGCCGGAAGAAUGGAUUCAGAUCGACCUGAAGACGGUGCAUGUCAUCACUGCCACCGAAACGCAGGGUCGAUUCGGCAACGGACAGGGCAUAGAAUACGCCGAAGCAUACAUGUUGGAGUAUUAUAGGCCCCGGCUGCAGAAGUGGAUUCGGUAUCACAACUUCAAAGGAGAAGAGGUGAUACAAGGCAACAUCAACCCCUAUCUCGAAGCCAAACGACAACUGGAUCCUCCGUUAUGGGCGAGCAAAAUCCGAUUCUACCCGUACAGUUUCCACAAAAGAACUGUAUGUAUGCGGGUGGAAUUGUACGGUUGCAGAUGGACCGAUGGUCUGGUUAGUUACACCAUGCCGCAGGGUGAUAAAAGAGGUGCUAAUUGGGAAUUCUAUGAUUUUGGAUACGACGGUUUCUGGGAUGGCAACGAAUUGAAACACGGCCUAGGCCAACUGACAGACGGAAAAUUUGGCCACGAUGACUUCAAAACCGACCUGUACGAAGGCCAGACGUGGGUGGGCUGGAAGAACGACACCCGCCACAAACCCGUAGAACUCAAGUUCGAGUUCGACAAAGUCCGAGAGUUCUCCGCCGUGCACAUUUACUGCAACAACCAGUUCACCAAAGACGUCCAAGUCUUCUCAUCGGCUAAAGUGUUGUUCAGCAUCGGUGGUAAAAGAUUCAACAGGGGUGAACCUAUAACUUUCGAAUACAUGGAAGACAAAAUUUUCGAAGAUGCCCGAAAUAUCACUAUCAAACUGCAUCAUAGAGUAGGAAAGUACGUUAAGUUACAGUUGUUCUUUGCUUCGAAGUGGAUUAUGGUGAGCGAGGUUUCGUUUGAGUCGGUUGUUUCGCAUGGAAAUUUCACUCCUGAGCCUGAACCAACGACCACGCCUCACGUGAGGUUAUCUUCUGAGCACGAGCACAAAAUGGAGAUUCCUGUACCGACUGAUGUGAAUGAGCCAAUGUUAAUAGCUGUAGUACUGAUCGGGAUUACGCUGGCACUACUUGUGUUAGGAGGCAUCGUUUUGGUAAUCAGACUGAAAAGAAAGAAGUACCUGAGGAGUCCCAACAACUCCAAUCUGGGCUUCCCCAAUGGGACUUUACCCACCCACAUGCACAGUUCUGACGGCCUUUACAGCGUUCCAGAAAAAGACGGACACAGAAUUGAGGCUUAUGGCGUGACAGAACUGAACAGUUCAAAUGAUGAGUGCUAUAAGAAGUGCUACGGUGGUGGAUCAACAAAAUCUAGCUUAAGAUCCACGUUACCUUUACCACAUCCAGAAGAGAACGCCUACCAAGAACCGUAUCAGGCAAUGAAAUUUGCACCUUACUAUAGUUAUAGUCCUGUUGUUAUGGAAAUGACAGGAGGCAACAAAAGCCAAAGCCAUUGUGAUAAUUAUGAUUAUGCUAUACCAGAAGGCAAUACUCUGCCCUUGCUGUCAGGGUCUGAUCAGAACACUUUGCCAAUGAUCAGAGGUAGAUUAAGUAGUAAUUCGUGUCAGAAUUCGAAGAACAAUCAGAGAGUUUCUUUGAGAAGUACUAGAAGUGAAGGUGCUGAGGCCAAACGUUCUCCAACACAACAGGAUGCCUUGGCUAUAUUGAGAAAACGACUCGAAGAAACCUCAAUUCCGGAAUUUCCAAGGCAUCGACUCAGAAUGCUGUCGAAAUUGUCGGAAGGUGCUUUUGGGACGGUGUAUAUAGCUGAGGCUGAUGGCAUUGCUGAAUAUCCUUCAGGAACACUGGAUAGCAGAUUGGUAGCUAUAAAGUUUCUGGGUGAUAAUGCCACAGAAAAAGAAAAGAAAGACUUCCAUAGAGACGUGCGAAUCCUGGCAGCUUUAGACGACGAGAACAUAGCUCGCGUCCUGGGAAUUUGCAGUGAGGACGAGCCACUCUGUGUCGUGAUGGAGUACAUGGAACAUGGCGAUCUCUGCCAGUUCCUCAAGAUCCACGUCACCAGCGAGACCACGUCGAGUCUACCGUUCGGCGUGAAAUCGCUCAGCUUCAACUGCUUGCUCUACAUAGCGACGCAAAUCGCCAGCGGCAUGAGAUACUUAGAGACGCUCAAUUUUGUACAUCGUGAUUUGGCAACGAGAAAUUGCUUGAUAGGAAAAGCUUAUCAAAUAAAAAUAUGCGAUUAUGGUACUUACAACGAGCUGUACGUCAACGAUUACUACAAAGUAGAUGGUAAUACACCGUUGCCAAUACGGUGGAUGUCUUGGGAAGCGGUGUAUCAGAUGAAGUAUACGACGAAAAGUGACGUGUGGGCAUUCGCUGUAACUUUAUGGGAGAUUCUCACGUUGUGUAGGAAACAACCUUACGAUUCACUUACUGAUCCAGAAAUAAUGGAAAAUCUGGCAAGGCUUCAUUGUGACGACAAACAAUACAAAUAUCUUCCCAGGCCUUCCAGCAACAAGGACAUCUACGACCUGAUGCUCGAGUGUUGGAGAAGGGUGGACAAGGACAGACCCACCUUCAGAGAGAUCCACAUGUUCCUGCAGAGGAAGAACUUGGGGUACGCCCCUGUGUGAGCCCACGGGCGUACCGACCGCAAUAAAUUAUAUAGAUAUUAUUAUGAAUAACUUAAUCGCUUCAUUCCUGAGCAAUAGAGCGGAGGGCCGAGGGUUGCUAGCGUCAUCCUAGGCCCUCUCAGAUUAAUUGUACACGACGGGAUCAAUGUUCUUGUAUAUACUACACAGGGUGAUAACUGUUUUCUAUACUUUUAUUUUGGUUUUUGUAGACAUGUACUUGGUUUCUUUGAUGAAUAUGUCACUGUUAAUUCUCUAAACAAUCAGUUUUUAUAGAGGGUCCGGCAAUAGUGCGUUGGGCAUCUGUAGCUCCUAGAAUAAAAAACUUGGGAAUAUUUUAUUGGAAUAAUUUACAGGGUUGUCAAAAUUUAAUUUGUUUCACUUAAAAUGCAAAAUACACAUUAGGGUGUCCGUUAUUUACAAAGUUGAUUGUUUCUCUCACGACGCGACGCCCUCUAAAUUUUUAGUUUAUUGUCUAAAAAAAUAACAGACCUUUGUAAACCCUUAAUAUUCACAAUAAACCUUGUCCCAAAAACGAUUCUAUUUCCCAUUUAAUUACAUAGGAAUUUGUCACUUUUUGCAAAUAUUUUUUUUUUCGAUCUUGUUUUUCUCGGUCUUGUAUAAGUGUAUCAUCUGCGUACCUUAACUUUGUUAUUUGUUUACCGCCUAUAGUGAUACCGCCGUUAUAGUCUUCCAUAACUUCCCUCAUUAUAGAUUCGCCACAUAUAUUGAAGAGUAAGGGAGAUAAAAUGCAUCCCUGGCGCACACCCGCCUCCAAGUCAAAUGCAUCUGAAAUGGUGUUAUUUAUUCUUACUUUUCCUCUGCUGUUCUCGUACACACCUCGGAUCAGCUGGAUAAGGUGUUGAGGGACUCCCAUGUUUUCUAGUACAGACCAAAGUUUGCUCCACUUAAUACAAUCAAAUGCUUUGCUGUAGUCCACGAAACACAGAUGAGUCGGGAUGUUAAACUCAUACGCUUUCUCAAUAAUUUGUCGGACGUUUAAUAUUUGCUCUUUAGUACCUUUGCCGGGCAUGAAACCUAUUUGCUCUUCAGAUAUUUCUUUUAGAAUAAAUUAUUUUAGACGGCUAUUGAUAAUGUGUAGCAGUACUUUGCUAGUGUGAUUGAUAAGCGCUAUCGUUCUAUAAUUAGCGCAGUCAGUAGGGCAGCCUUUCUUGAAAAGUGGUAUAAACUAGUAGUGGGAACUAUCGAAUGAAUACUAUCGAAACAUUCGAUAGUUGCAAUUCAUUCGAAUAAUUCGAUAGCUAGUAAGAAAACAUUCAUUG